This is a messenger RNA of Rhizophagus irregularis DAOM 181602=DAOM 197198, 336 nucleotides long. RefSeq lists its product as uncharacterized. The record is from RefSeq and is a predicted model, not a curated record. NCBI's taxonomy places the organism in Eukaryota, Fungi, Glomeromycota, Glomeromycetes, Glomerales, Glomeraceae.
AUGGAGGAGGAUAUUGGAAGAGGACUACAAAUGAAAGAUCAAGAUGAACUAAUAGGAAAGGGUGGGGUGUUUAAGAAAAGGACCGGAUUCACCAAAUUUAGUGUACCUAUACACACAACAUCGAAAGAUAAAUUUGUAAAUGCACUAUCUGGUUCUUUAUCGACGAUACCAAGAAGCAAAGAAGAACAUGAGGAACUAGACGAUUUAAAUAACAAAUUUAGUGAACGCCUGGAUAAAAUAGAGAAAAAGAAAGAGGAAAUAACAACAGAAGAGAUUGUAACUACAGUGGAGGAAGACAAAGUUAAUGAAAAUAAAAAACGCGUAGUGACAACGUAA